ACGGGAAUGAGGCGGUCAGCGGGUUUAUAAAUAAGGAAUUGUUUUGAGCAGCGGUGUUGCAAAUAAGAAUAAAAACAAGAUGGCGGACGGAGCGCAGUUAACAAGCGCUGCAGCCACAGGCGACGAAAAGGUAGUGAAGGCGAUUUUGGAUCAAGGAAUGGACGCAAACUCAUUUUCACCAGAAGGCUUCAGACCUCUUUGCAUUGCAGCUUUUUGGGGUUACAGCGGGAUUGUACAACUUUUGCUAGAUCGAGGAGCUGACAUUGAUGCGUGCAACAGAGGCACAAAUUGGACAGCCCUGCACUGCGCAACAUUCCAAGGACAUGGAAAAGUUGUAAUGCUACUAAUGAAUAAUAACCCUGAUAUGACAAUUAGAGACAACCUUGGCAGAUCAGCAAUUGACUUUGCAUCUGCACUUGAUGGGAUAUGGCCAUUUUUUGCAGCUGCCGGAUGUAAAAGGACACCCAAAGCUGAGCUUAUUCAAAUGGAUAUUGUAAAGAAGGUUGAAAUUGGAGAAGAAAAAAUUCCAAACACAGAUAGAGCAUACUUUUCACGCCCUGGUUCAGCAUAUAUUUUCAAGACACCAACACUGCAAGGGGAUAGAACACAGCAUAGCUACCAGCAACAAGCUGCAUUAAACAAUGGUGAUGUCUUGACAGCUAGCGAUUCUUCACCUCGAAGCUCUCGCAUGGAUGGCCCUGCAUUCUCGGUGUGGAGGAGCUGAUAAAUGCCUUUUUAUUGAGAGCUAAAGAAGGAGGGAACCUUAAAAAUUUGAGAUGCCUUCUUUUUCAAAUUCAGGGGAAAUUUCUAAGGAAAUAGAGCACAUUGAAGGCAAUCAGUCUUAACUUAUAGUGGUGUUGAAACUUCAA
Molecule: messenger RNA, 869 nt
Organism: Pocillopora damicornis (cauliflower coral)
Lineage: Eukaryota; Metazoa; Cnidaria; Anthozoa; Scleractinia; Pocilloporidae
Molecular function (GO): protein binding
Source: RefSeq, a predicted model, not a curated record